Messenger RNA from Schizosaccharomyces osmophilus, 351 nucleotides. Its product is annotated as UPF0642 conserved fungal protein. Gene Ontology annotation, cellular component: preribosome, large subunit precursor. The transcript is spliced from 2 exons. The record is from RefSeq and is a predicted model, not a curated record. The coding region runs from base 1 to 351 and encodes 116 amino acids. NCBI's taxonomy places the organism in Eukaryota, Fungi, Ascomycota, Schizosaccharomycetes, Schizosaccharomycetales, Schizosaccharomycetaceae.
AUGGCUAAGUCUGCUCGUUCCAAGACUGUUCGCAGAAACAAAAGAGCUCUCCGUGCAAACGUGUUUCAACCCGUAGUUGAUGAACGAACAAAGAGACUUUCAGCUCACCUUCAAGAUCAAGUAAAUGACUUGACAAAGUCUCCUGCCAACCGAGAUGAAAAGGUCGCAGAUAAAGCUGUAGAAGAAGUUACCUCCGAGGCUCCCGCAGGUGGCUCUAUGGAUGAGGAUAAGCCUAAGGUAUCUACAUCUGGUCCUCGUGACAAUAAUAGAAAUCGCUGGGCCCAGAAGCAUCUAAAGCAAGGAAAGCGUCAAAAGCAAAAUUCAUUCGCAAAGUUCAUGAGGAAAAAAUAA